AUGAUGAACACCAGCUGGAUGUUACAAGGGGUCUCUGACCCCGAGGCGUCCAAUGACGAGGCGCCAGAGUCAAACGAAUUGGGCCAUCUUUUGCAGGAUGAGGAUCAUCUGGAUUUCCACAUACCCGUGCAUCACUCUACAGCUGCAUUAUUAGAACAAGCGGCAUUAAUGAGUCCGGGCGGACCGCAUCAUCAAUCUCUCGGAAAUUCCCAUCAUCCAUAUGCCACGACUGGCAUACUGCAGUCACAACAGCAUGGAUCGCCUUUGAUGCAUCCGCAGCACCAUCAUCCUCACCACUCUAUGCACCCACACCAACACUUAAACGGAUCUCCAUCUAAUGGCGGGGUUGGUGUAUGUGGGCCUGCCCCACAAAGGCCAAUGCUCGCUUCCGAUGGACGGCUAGGCCACUCCCACCCACAUCACCUUGCAGCAGCAAUGGGGGCCUCCAAUCAUCAGCACCAUCCGUCUCAUUUGAUGUCUUCCUCACAUCACCUUCAUCACCAUCAACAUCCAUCGCUCAUGCACCAUCAGCGGCAGAUCCCAUCCCCGAUUCAACAACAGUCGCACAACCUUCCACCGUCUCCGCAAUCUUUGGCCUCAAAAAUGGAAGGCAUUCCAGAGACACCUUUCUACUGCUCCCGAUGUCGAUACACUAAGGACGUCACCUCUUUCAUGGAUGGAAAUAGGAAGCGCAAGACAUGCUCUUCCUGCCGCUCUUAUGGAAGAAAGUAUCUGAAGAAGAAAGAGGGCCAGGUCGACCUCCCGGGCGAAGAGCACCUCUCUGAGGAAUCCAAGCAUACGUCCAGGAGCAUGGAAGUGGAGGAUGACGAGAUGUUGCGGAUGAACAACAUGGCGUUUAUAGAUAAUAUGAAUUGGCUGUGUCAUCAUCUCAACGAAUUCAAAGACAACCAGCAGCAUGUCAAAAGCCUGAGAAAGGAGUUUGGACGCAUCAUCGCACAUUCUCGCCUGUCAAUAGAGUCAUACAUGACAAGUUCGUUGAGCACCGAAGAGGGGCGACACAUGUAG
Mitosporidium daphniae is the source of this 1026-nucleotide messenger RNA. RefSeq lists its product as uncharacterized. Lineage: Eukaryota; Fungi; Microsporidia. The coding region runs from base 1 to 1026 and encodes 341 amino acids. The transcript has a single exon. The record is from RefSeq and is a predicted model, not a curated record.